This is a messenger RNA of Paramormyrops kingsleyae, 1018 nucleotides long. The record is from RefSeq and is a predicted model, not a curated record. Lineage: Eukaryota; Metazoa; Chordata; Actinopteri; Osteoglossiformes; Mormyridae.
ACCGAUUUUUUACCAGGGAGUGAUCCAGAUGACGAAGGCACGAAAAUAAGCACGGUGAAGGUCCAGGGGAACGACAUCUCCCACAAACUGCACAUAUCCAAAGUGGGCAAGAGCGAUGAGGGCUUGUAUGAGUGCAGAGUGACGGACGCCAACUACGGCGAGCUGCUGGAGUACAAGGUGCAGGCCUUCCUGCAGGUGAAUAGCAGCUCGCGCCCGCAGAGCCCGGCCGCCAAGAAGACGUCGCCUCUGCACUUGACAGACAAAAAGCCGCGGAGAAGCGGCGCGGGGGGGGCACAGGAGAGCUCUCAGCAUCAGCGCCCCCCUUCCACCUCCAGGUCUCAGGUGAAAGCACAGCCACGCAACCCCAGCGCAGGUUCGAGGACAGCUACAGGCUACGGAGGCGCCAUCCUGCUCUUUGUCUGUGGCUUUGUGAAGGGCGCCCUGCUAUAGCUGAAGCGACUUUCUGUAAGGCUUUUUUCAAAGGACUGCACAGCGCUCCCUGCCUCUCACUCUCCGGAUGUCCAAACAGCACAGUGAACCAGAGGCAGGAGGACUUGGACUGACAGCGUAAAUCCUCCAUGUGUCGAGGGAGGGGUCAGCUGCAGGCGUUUCCCUUUGUGAUGCACAUGGUCCCUUUGGUUUUUAUUCCCAGAUGUAUCACUUUUUUCUGUGUGUAUGUGUGUUAAUAUGUGAAGUUUUCCGGAAGUCCGUAAUUGUGUAAUAGGUAAUUAACGGUUUGGUUUCACGGACAUCAGGGACACUGUAUUUCUCUCUCAUUAGAUGACCAUUACAAGCAAAGACCCCAUUGUUGGUUUCACAAAAGAGAACACUGUAUGUAUCGUAAUUGAAAAUGUUUGAUUGCUAAAUAAGUUCAGCUUUACUGUGGGGGCCAUUGAUUCUACGUAUCGCCACCUUUUUUAUUUGUCCACGCAGGUACAUUCUGUGUUUAUUAAUCAUUUCAACGUGCUUGGUUUGGGCAAUCUCCUGACAAAAUAAAUGUGGACUGUUUCUGUUUUAA